UGUCGGCCACUGGCUUGUGUGAAAAAAUAUUUUGGAAAAUUUGGCCCAUUUUCUAAAUCAAAAGUGACUUUUUGAUACUCAAAUCAGAUAUCUAUUGUCACCGGCAGAUAAAAAAACAUGUUGUCUGCACGGGGCUCCUUACUUUUACGUGGAUGGAAGCAAAACAUCGGAAAACAUAGCCUCAACUUGAUAUUCCCAAAAAAUGGUCAUGUCGAAACACUGCAAAAUGCACUACGUCUGCCUGUGCAUUCUCACCAUGCAUCAAUCUACACAUUAUCGCCCAUGUUGUCGCAUCCACAUGCACAUGUAUUCAAAAUGAACACAGGUGCACCGUUUAAUACCACGAAGCGGAACCAUUGGUAUCUAAAAGGCAAAAGGACACCAAGAGCUCCACCCACCAAGCAUUUAGAUUUUGACUACUCUGGUGAUAAGAUAAUUGGCUUGCCUGAAGUUGACAAGAGCCUUCCUAGGCUUGGUUACGAAGAAUCUGAUGAAUUGAAAACUGCUGAUGACCAUGUGAGAAGAAUUUAUAGUCUUGAGUUUGCAAAUGGGACACAGGUCAGAAAUUAUUGUAUAGAACAAGCAGUAAAGAAAGUUCAAAAGCAUGAAGGGGACUACAUAUCACCAGAGGCAAAAGUUGCCACGCUCACCAUGAAAAUCCGCAAUCAGAUUAAGUACUGCUUGGAGAGAAGGAAGGACAAGCGAGCUAAAAGUUGCCUGAUUGAAAGGAUACAAAAACGAAAGAAGAUCCUGAAAUUGAUGCAGCGGAAAAAUCGUGACCAAUUUGAAAGUCUCCUUGAGGAAUUUAAGAUUGUUUAUGUACCCCCUCCUGAUUAUUAUAGACAUGUUAGUUACAAACGGAAAUUGAAAAAAGCUGCCAGAGAAAAGGCAAUGGAAAUGAAAGAUGAAAAAAGUAAAAACUUUCGCCUUAGUAUUGAGAAAGAACGUCAAGACUUUUACGCAAAGAAAGAUGAAAUUCUUGCCGAUAUUGAAAAACAAUUGAAAGAGCUCAAUUUAGAUGGACCAACUUUCUUACAAGAGGUGGAUGAGGAAGACGCCAAGCUAGGAAGGCAAUUGAACUCCAAACGAUAUCAGUUCAAACAGAAGUUCCCUGCUGCUAAUAAUAAGUAUAUUACUAUGACUAUAAAACAAUGAGAGCAGAGACUUCCUAGUUUUGCAAACUUUUGGUAUGAUGCUGCCUUAAGAUAUCUGACAACUUUAUGAAGCUAGCAUUAGGACGUUUCUUGAUUGUUUUUUAAAUUGAUGUAAAAAGAGUUAAUAAAAAAUAUUUGAUACAAAA
Molecule: messenger RNA, 1300 nt
Organism: Lineus longissimus
Lineage: Eukaryota; Metazoa; Nemertea; Pilidiophora; Heteronemertea; Lineidae
Product: small ribosomal subunit protein uS15m-like
Exons: 7
Coding region: 118-1155 (345 amino acids)
Biological process (GO): mitochondrial translation
Cellular component (GO): ribosome; mitochondrial small ribosomal subunit
Molecular function (GO): structural constituent of ribosome; RNA binding
Source: RefSeq, a predicted model, not a curated record